Thrips palmi is the source of this 3769-nucleotide messenger RNA. RefSeq names its product phenoloxidase 2-like. The record is from RefSeq and is a predicted model, not a curated record. Bases 982 to 3246 code for a protein of 754 amino acids. The transcript has 16 exons. Gene Ontology annotation, molecular function: oxidoreductase activity. Lineage: Eukaryota; Metazoa; Arthropoda; Insecta; Thysanoptera; Thripidae.
ACGACUUAGUUUUACCAGUGUAUUGUGCAGCGUUUGGAGUUCGGUAAUUUUAUGACCUCUUCUUGUUUAAUGUUUGGUUUUGCAGCUUGUAUCAGCGACCGUCACCUACAUCGUCAUUAUGGUGCAAUUCAGGUCGGCCAACAUCGAUGAAUGAGGAUGAGACACGCCACUUGCGUGCAUUGUCGCGGAAGAUUAUCGUCAUACCACGUUUGAAGCCUUCUUUCAAGCUUGUUGAAGGAAGGGUUCUCUUCGUGAAGGAUGAGUUGCACCAUCCAGUGUGCAGCGUUUCACGAAAAUUUAAAUAUGAAUUAUGCCAUGGCAUCGUGACGUUCUUCAAAUAAUUUUCGACUGAAGGCUAUUUUACUGUAAUUUAUAACAUAAAUGCAGAUUAAGGACUUAAAUGUAACGGAGCCGCUUGCAGUCAUCUACAGAGCUGCGACGUGAACCUGAUAGAUGCUGUAAAUUGUUGUUGGAGUAAAACCAUACCGAGCUGCAAGUGAAGUAAAAUAUUUACUCUUGAAAUCGGCCAUGCCCCACCAUUCCGUAUAAUAUGGGUAUUAAAGGACUUGCCGACAUCAAGGAACAUAGGGUUAUUUAAUCAAUUUCACCUCAUUUGAUGUCAUGUCUAGACUGUAAGUAGCGACGUGGCGACCGAGUAGCAGCCGAGCACUUUACAAAUCCUUUUGCUAUCACUGUCUUGGUGGGGAUAAAAGUGGCUUUUAAUAUGCUAUUACCGGCGAAAUUGGUCUCCUGCGCGUUUCGAUCUUAUCUGAUAAGAACGCAGGUGAUGCCUAUCUUAAGGGCAAGCGUGUUAUGAGCAACAUGUCAAUCUAUCUGCCUCCCAUAUAUCGAGCUGGGCUAUCUUUUCGGCGACUCGGCUGCCGUCAAUCGGCAAUUGCGGCUGGGUCGUGAAAUGGCCCUCAGUCGUGGGUGACCGAGGGCAGUGAGCAUGGGCAACGAGAGCAAACGAAGCCGCUGCAAAUGGGCUGGUCAGAGCCGUCAUCCCCACUGAUGGGCCCCACUGUAGGGGCGCCUCGACGGCGGGAUGUCCGAGGGCUGGUGGUUGGCGUUGUAGCCACUCUGUGCGCUGGAGCAGCUCUUGGAGCGGGAGUCUUUUACCUGCUUCGACAUUUGGAAUCGACGUCUGGGGACGCUGAGGCGGCGACGCGCCAUGCUCCUUCGGCCAGCGACCUCCUUUACGUGUUCCACAGACCUGCGGAGCCCAUCUUCACCUUGCGGGGCCACGACCGCAAUGUUGCAUUCGACGUGCCAGUCAGCUAUUUGCCGGCGCGGUACGUGAGCCUCGCGGCCGAGAUUCGCGACUCGGCAGCGCGUGGCCCUGGGCGCCGCCUCAUCCAGGUGCCGGACCUCCCGAUGCCCGCCGAACGCUUCGCCGACAUCAACGGCAUUCUUCCCUUCCGCAGUCCCUUCACCAGGUCGGCCCCCAUCUACCUGCGGCUCGUCAUCCGGUUCUGGCACUUCUUCCAAGAGAGCAAGUCAGUUCCGGAGCUACUGGCUAGGGCCGUGUGGGCGCGACUACACUACAACCCUGAGAUGAUCCUCGACGCCCUGAUGCUUGCUAUGCUCCGGUCCCCAUUCGAGGCCGUCAAGGACGUACAAUUGCCAGAACUUCCCCAAUACAUCCCGGAGCUGUAUACGGACGAUGAAUUUUUUGCAAAGGCUCGCGAAGAAAUGCAUCUGGUUGCGGAGAAAGACAGAGUGGCGGUGCCCGUGGUGAGGAACCUGGCGAAGGACGACGAGGCCGUCCUGUGGUACUUCCGCGAGGACGUCCACUUCCACGUGUUCCACUGGAAGUGGCACGUCGUGUACCCGGCGGGCAGCGACGACGACGAGUACGUGGACCUGCCGCGCCGCGGGGAGCUGUUCGUCCACCUGCACCGGCAGUUCACGGCGCGAUACAACGCAGAGAGGUUCACCAAUGGACUCCCAGCCGUACUGCCCAUGGACGUUCAUGAGCCGUUGCCCAAAGGGUAUUUUCCGAAAAUGGUCCAUCUUCAUGGUGAGAAGGGUACCAUAGGCAGGCAAGCAAAUACGUCACUGCUCCCUCUCGCUAAAUUCAUUCAAAACCACGAUUCUCAAAGAGCACUCUACGAUCAAGUUCUCAAACAAGGAUAUGUAACUUAUAGUAACGGGACGAGAGUGAACUUAGUCGGAAUCGAGGGUCUCGAUAUCAUCAGUAACCUGCUUGAAGGAAAUUCGCUUCUGUCGCCUAACUACGACUACUAUGGAAACGUUCACAACGAUUUGCAUGCUAACCUAGCAUUCGCUGCGGACCCGCUCCACGAGUACAAGGAGUCUUUCGCAUUGACAUCGUAUAUUACAACCGUGGCCAAGGACCCUGCAUUUUUCAACAUCCACCAGUUGAUGGACGACCUCUAUGAAAAGUACAAGAUAAAACUGGCCCCGUACUCAACGGAUGAGGUCACACCGCUCCCCGCCGUCACCCUGCAGUCCGUGUCGGUGCGCACUGCCGGCUUGUCGCAGGACAACGCCCUGCGCACGUACAUGCAGCAGACCGACCUGGACGUGUCCAUGGGGCUGGACUACACUCCGCCUGGCCGCCAGUACGCGCGCUUCACGCACCUCCAGCACAGGCGCUUCGACUACGUGCUGCAGGUGCUGAACAACGAGUCUCAAGAUCGUAAAGUGUUCGUCAGGCUGUUCCUGUUGAUGACGGAGGAUGAAAAUGGAUCCCCACUGGACUUGGACUUCCAGCGACGCUUCAGCAUGCAACUGGACACCUUUGAAGCGACUUUGUCGCCCGGCGCCAACACAGUCCGCCGCUCGUCCGUCGACUCGGCGCUGACCAUCGACAACGACGCCAUCUACACGCCGCAGCCCAGCGUGGCUGAGAUCCGGCGGCGGAACGCGUGCCGCUGCGGCUGGCCGUCGGGUCUGCUGCUGCCCAGAGGCAGCCCCGCCGGCACGCCCUACAAGCUGCUGGCCAUGGUGACGGACUUCGCGCAGGACAGGGCACCCAAGGCGGCCUCGGAGCAGUGCAGCGACGGCUGGCUGCUGUGCGGCGUGCCCGGCAGCACCCACUACCCCGACGUGCGCGCCAUGGGCUUCCCGCUGGACCGGCCGUUCCGCGCCGCCGUCAAGACCCUCGGCGACUUCCUCACGCCCAACAUGGCCGUCGCCGACGUCGUCGUGCAGUUCGAGAACACCACCGAGCCACCCACCGCCCUGCUGCCGGGCGGCGCGUCCACCAGCUGGAUGCCGUGAGGCGCGAGCCAGUGGCGGAGCCAGAGCCAGCCUGAGUGGGGGGGGGGGGGGGGAGUACUUUUUGCCUACUCACAGGGGCGAUGUGUGACUUUUUCGGCCCUUGCAGGUGACUAUCUAGGGGCCAAGGAGGUCAAUUGUCCUCACUCCGACAAAACCUCAAAAGUCACGAAAGCAGCAUGGCAAAAUUGUGACAAAAUUCACACUCUCCCCCAGGCCCUACUGUAACUUUUCCACACGCCACCCGCGCAAUAAAACUAUUUUAUAUUUCUCUCUCUUACGUGUUUACGAAAUACUCAAGUCUCCAUGGACGUGGUGUGCAGCAUUGCUCCCACGCACCGCCGGCGACCCACUCCAAAAUUUUGCGCACAGAUGCACCCACGUUAAGUCUUUGUGGCGUCUGGAUUGUAUCCCCGUUUCGUUCACAGAAUAGAGUUUACCACUCGGCUGCUCCUGAAGAGAAGCUGAGAGUCAACUGUAAAUUGUUGGAUGCUGUAACGAAACAAAUAAAUCAGCUGCUUGUAAA